This is a messenger RNA of Acyrthosiphon pisum (pea aphid), 1352 nucleotides long. RefSeq lists its product as uncharacterized. The coding region runs from base 981 to 1352 and encodes 123 amino acids. The record is from RefSeq and is a predicted model, not a curated record. Lineage: Eukaryota; Metazoa; Arthropoda; Insecta; Hemiptera; Aphididae. The transcript has 2 exons.
GUCAUCCAUUACUACUAUUAUAGUUAAUAGUAUGCUCUAUUGACCCACUGUACAUAAUAAAAAAUAGUGGUCAGUCGGCUGUCUUUAGAUGAAUUACGUUUAAUAGAUGAUUGAAAUACAGAAUUAAAAAUAAAGAAUAACAUUUUUUUUUUAACUAGAGUCAGUGAGAAAUAUAAGUGUAAGCAUAAAAGUUAUAAAUGCAUAUACAAAUUGAAAAUAAUAAUUACAAUUUACAAUGGUAAUUACUAAUUUAUACCUGUAUAUUAUAAGUAGCAAUUGUUAUACCUACGUAUAUAGUCAUAUUUUACUUUCGAGAACGUUAACGCAAUAAUAUCGAAUUUUAAAUAUCUACGUUUUUUGUAUAUUCUAAAUAGGUUGAGUACCUAUAUAGGCAUAUUGUAUAUUCCUUGAAUAAUGUAAUAACUAAUAAUGAUCGUCUACGGCUUACAAAUAAAAAUUAUUACUCAAUUAACGCAGCAUAUACACGCUUGAUGAAAUGGCAGGCUUGUUGUACAACUGUAAAAAAAAAUAAUGAGGAUACAACAAUAAUAUAAUUGUGAAGUCUAAUCAGAGUUAUAUAAAAUUCAGUAAAAUAUAUCAGUAAAAUUAAAAUAUGUUAACUUCGAAAAAAUUAAGAUAUAUUUUUGUAGUAUAGUAAAAAAUCUCUUAUAGUUCUUCAAUGUUUUGAACUCAAUUGUUUGUAAAUUGUAAAAAUAAAAGAAUUUUUAGUUCAAACGGUUUAAUAUUUAGGUAUAUAAAACGCACGGCUUUAUUCUAUCUAGAGCCGUGAUAAAACGUAACAACUAACAUUAGGGCCAAUCAUAACGAAAAAUUAAGAAAAAAAAAAGUUAUGUAAACCUAAGUAGUACCAUUUAGACAUUUAGAACUCGAUGGUACGCGUACUGUUAAAAUUUUGAGCAUGAAAUAAAUAAUCUAAUGUUUAACGGUAUGUACCUAUAGUUGGUAGGUACUAUUAUAGAAUGUACGCGGUCGGGUGUAGCUCUUUGGUAACCACUCUUGGUUCGGUCGUUAACCCAGAAGAUAAUAAUAUUAUGAUGCUGCCGAAGACCGUACGCGGUCUCGCCAACCGAAAACUUACGUACACGAUUACCGAAACUUUGGUGCGUCAAAUGUUGUCCCGACAAGCAGCACUAAUGGCACCAUUAAGACUUAAGUAUAAGACAGCGUCGUCCUGGAAAUGGGAAUCGAAGACGGUCAUGGGCACGGGCUCAGCAAAAGGUGCCAAUAUAAACCAUCCACUGAAUUGGUUGAUGUUUGGGUUGAAUGGAGCUGAAAUUGUUUUCAACUUUACAACUACAAUUGAUGGUCUAAAUUUAAACUCUAAACCUUAA